Vitrella brassicaformis is the source of this 3989-nucleotide messenger RNA. The record is from the annotation of a GenBank genome assembly. NCBI's taxonomy places the organism in Eukaryota, Vitrellaceae.
GGGAAAAGGGAGCAAUGAAGACGGCAUACGACGCACGGUGCCGCGUCUGACGUUGUUGUUGCGAGAUCUCUUCAUUAUCUGCAGCUGAAGCAAACGUGUAUCGGCUGACCCGGGAAUGCAGACGACCAUUGAGACGCUGCUGCGUCUGCUGGCGUGUUCAUCUGGCGCCCUUGCCGUAUCUUCUGACAUCGGGCUGCAGAAGACAGCCUUCUUACCCGCCUCCGGGCUGCCACUGGACAGGGGCAGGAGAUCAGCAGCACCGUCUUCGCGCCCACAUCUGGCUCAACUCUCGCGACAUUAUGCGGCCUCCCGGCCCGUUGAGCAGCCGCCAUCACCGCCGCAAUCAGUGGCCACCGAGCUGCCCGCUCGGCUGAAUGGCAACAACGCAUCAGCACUGCACCACGGACGACAAGCAGCGGUGAACCAUGAGACCCAGGCGUCUGCUGCUGCUGCUGCUGCUGCUGUUGUCAUGGAUGAGAGGCCGCGUGUGGCUGUGAAUGGUGUGGAGUUCGACGUGCUGGACAGGGAGGGGAACCUGACGGACGGUGAGGCGGUGACGCGGAGGGACGACACUGUGGUGCUCUUCCUCCCCGGCAUCUUCGGUGAGGGAGGGAGGAAGAAGACCAUGCACUGCACUGCUCGCUUCAGUCAGUCUAAUUGGCAAGCGCUUCUCUCUCCCUCUGUCCCCCUUUGUGUGCGGUCCGUGUGUGAGUGGUUCUCGUAGGUUAUUCGGGCAACAGUUCUCAGCCGCAGCUGGCGAGUCUGUCGCACCGGUGUCCCGUCUGGCGGCUGUCAAUCCCGCCAACUGACCGCUCCACCUUCUCAGAGCUCGAGGGAGCCGUGGUCACCUUCAUCAAACAGCUCAAACAGCAACAACCACACAAACAGGUCCGGUGGUUGGCACACUCACACACAGACUCACUGUUGGUCUGUCUGUCUGUCUGUGUAGGUGGUGCUUGUCGGUGACAGCUUUGGGGGCCUUCUCGCCCUGGGUGUUGCAUUGAGGUGCGCCACAGACCCCCUGUUGCGCCCGCAGCGGCUCCUGAAGGGCGUGCUGGUGGUCAACCCCGCCACAUCAUACCUCUACACGGCCUGGCCGCUGCUGGGGCCGAUAGCCACCGCGCUCGACGGCCCCCUUUACACCCUGAUGGGCAGCCUGGCUUUGCUGUCGACGGUGCCCGACCCCAUCCAGCGCGCAUCGAUUCGGGAGGCCUUCUGGCCGUCCUCUGUGCCCAUCACACAGAGGCCGAGAGAGCUCGUCAAACAAGGUAGGUAGCUGAGGAAAGACAUACAGACAGACAGACAGACAGACACACAGAAGGACAACGUGUGGAUGGAUGGAUGGCUCUCUUUCUUUCACUGUAUCCCAUGCAUUGUGUGCUGCUUGCAGUGCAGUCAACCUGGGCGGGCUUCUCGCGAUUGGCAGACCGCAUCGACCCCGACACCCUGAGGUUUCGUCUGGAGAAGUGGCUGCUCGACGGCAGUGAGCGCGUGUCGAUCAAGCUGCAGACCAAGAGGGACAAGUACCCCUACGACCUGCCCACGGUGAUUGUGGCGGGCAGCGAGGACGCCAUGCUGCCCAGUGAGAGGGAGGCCAAGCGGCUGGCGAAACUGAUGCCCGACAGCGAGCAGGUGCCUGCCAAUGAAUCAAUGCGCUCCUGCCUGUGAGGCAAGCCAUGAUGGUAUGUGUGUAUGUGUGUGUGUGUGUGUGUGGUGCCUGUGCAAGGUGUUGGUGGCCGGUUCGGGGCACUAUGUGCUGGACAACCGGACGAACCUGACGGACAUCCUAUUCACGUCCAAGAUACUCAACCCCCCACCGUCUGCAGAGGAAAAGUACUUUGAGAAAUUCGUGCCGCCAAAACUCACCGAGGUACAUACGGGCUGUUGAUUUAUUUGGUCUUUUCUGUCCUCCCUCCUUUCUGUGUGCGGUGCACACGCACACACACGUCCAUCUCAUCUGUGUGUGUGUGUGCCCGCCACGGCCCGGUAGGUGACCGAUUUGGAGAUGCAGCAGGUCAACAGGAUAGAGAAUGCGACGUCGCCCGUGUGGGUAUCGACCAACGUGUACGGCCGAAGGAUCUGGUGAGAAACAAGAUGACCGACAGCCAUGCGUGUGUGUGUGUGUGGACACGUGUGUGUGCGUGUGUGUGUGUGUGUGUGUGUAUUCAAGGGGUCUGUCUGGCGUGCCCACCGACCGGCGAGUGCUGUUUGUGGGCAACCACCAGCUGUACGGCCUCGAUCUCGGGCUCCUCGUGCGGCAGAUAUACAAGGUAGGUACCUACCUAGCUACGUCACCAACCAAACAAAUCCAUUCUCCAUUGUCUGUGUUGUCUUGGUGCAACCAGGAGAGCGGUCGGUUAGUCCGCGGCAUGGCCCACCCGAUAGUGUUCAACGGCUUCGGUCCCGGCAGCACCGACCCCAACAGGUCCACUCGCACCAUCACCACUGCACCCACACAAUCCCCCACACAAUCACAGCAGCCGCUACAGCCACAGCAACAACAAUCCUCUCGCCGGUUCCUGCCGCCAUUGCCCCCGCCGCCGCCUCUUCCCGCUCUCCCAUUGCGGAAUAGGCGGAGGAAUCGGCGAAGUGAUGAAAGUGGAGACGAGAGCAAUGGGGAGGGGCGGGAGAGCGAUAUCGUGAUGGGGAUGCCGCCGCUUGAGCGGUUUGGUGCGGUGCCUGUGACGGGGCGGAACCUGGUGCGGCUGAUGCAGAGGCAGGAGUGGAUACUGCUCUUCCCUGGUACGGACGGACACUCCUUGUGCUACUGGCACUCAUGUGGAGCGGGUGAAUGGAUGGAUGGAUGGAUGUCCCUCUCCACAUACACUCGUGUGUCUGCUGUGGUGUCUGGUGUGCCUUCGCUUAGGUGGGGUGCGCGAGGUGUUUCACAGGAAAGGAGAGAACGACCUGGUGUGUACGCAAUCGGACAGACGCUCAGCUACCCACUCUCACCCUCUCCUUUCCUCUCCUCUCCUCUCUCUCCAUAGGUCUUGUGGGCGGACACGGCCGAGUUUGUGCGCACGGCGGCCAAAUACAACUACACUAUAGUGCCCUUCUCGGCCAUCGGUGCGUCGGACAGCUUCCAGAUGCUGCUCGAUCCCGAGGAGAUGCUGCGGCUGCCUCUGGGGCUCGGCGAGCGCAUCAGACGACAGGCCGACAAGAUGCCCACAGUGAGGGAGUACGAGAAGAUGGUGCCGCCACUGAGUGUGCCAAAGGUCCCCGACCGCUUCUACUUUCUCUUCCACGCUCCCGUCGACCUGACGGCCGUCAGCCCCACCGACCGCGACACGUGCCAGUCCGUCUACAACGACAUCCGGCAGCGUGUCGAGACCGGCAUCGAGCACCUGAGAGAAGCGAGGCAAAAAGACCCCUUCCGCAACUUUGUGGCCCGCACGGCCUUCAAGCGGCUGUAUGGCCGCCAGCCGCCAUCUUUCGAGCUCGACGAGCUGCCCAGCGCGCGAUCAGAGGAGGCAAAGAAUAAUGGGUCAGACGGCAGCGAAGCCAACUGAUGCUCCUGUCGCCUGUUGAGCUGUCAGCUGCUCUACUGUGUAACGUUCGCGAAGCGAAGGAAGGAGCUGGGUGAGCUGAGCAGAGAAGUGAGAGGAGCCCAGGCCGUAGGUUUUUGACGUUUGCUGUGUUGUCACCCGCCGUCCAUAUCUAGACGCACCGGCCCCAUUAUGCAUGUGUUCUUUCUCUGUCUGUCGAUCGAGAUCUGCAAACAAAACGACUCCUGGCGGUAGUCGGUGAGUGGAUGUGUAGCGAGCGACUCACUGAUUGGGCGGGGGAGUGCAUGUGUGUGGGGGGUGUACAGGCAGAGAGACGGACAGUGCCAGCAAGCUUCAAGUUGGCAGGGGGGAGAGAUUUUGGGCCGGGGGAAUGAAUGCCAUGGAAUGGCAUUCAUUCCUCCAUGAGCUGCAUGAGUGUGCCACCGUGUCGAUCCCAGGAGUAACGUGACGACACGCAUAGCAGACCAACCCCUCAAAGCCAUA